AAAUGUUGUAGAUUCCUCGUUGUCAAGUAGCUUACCUACUGUUGAAAAGGUUAGGUCCGUCAAACCUUCAAUUCCAGCUAGCAAGAUUAGCUUAUCUUAGGCUCAAAGGGACUUGCAUGCUUGUCAGGGGAGCACUGUACAACAACCAAAACCUGGAACUGAAUCUUUAACAUCCAAGUUGUUAUCAGCUGCAGCUAAACAUUCCGGGGUGGUUCUAGCAACUAACUUGGAUGAAAGCCUGCCAUCUAACUCCGUAUCUUCUGCCCUAGAUGCCACAUCUGAGGAAUCUAUGCUAGUCAUUGCCAGUAACGAAGGCAGGAAGGAAAGUUUGGUUAAGUCCAUCUCCAUAAAAGAUCAUCAGAAGAAAACGACUCCAGGUUAUUCAAAGGACUUAUUCAAAGGGACUUGGAUGCUUGUCCAAUGUGGCUUUCUCUUGCAAAAAUAGUUCUAGGUUCAAUGAGGAGAAGCCUGGAGAGAGUUCUGAGAAAUUACAGAGCAAUGGAAGCCAUGGCAGCAGCGAAACCAGUGAUCAAAGUUGCUGCCCUUUGUGGGUCUUUAAGGGAAGGCUCUUACAAUAGAGGCUUACUUCGUUAUGCAAUGGAGCUAACUAAGGAAGAGAUUGAAGGGAUUCAGAUUGAUUACAUUGACAUUUCGCCGCUUCCUAUGCUCAACACUGACCUCGAGGUUGAUGGAAAGUAUCCGCCUGUUGUCGAGGCUUUCAGGCAGAGGAUUUUGGUGGCUGAUAGCAUCCUAUUUGCUUCCCCUGAGUACAACUACUCUGUUACUGGACCCCUGAAGAAUGCAAUUGACUGGGCUUCUCGACCGCCAAAUGUUUUUGCCAAUAAAGCUGCUGCCAUCGUAAGUGUCGCAGGAAGUUUAGGUGGUGCGCGAGCACAAUAUCAUUAUCGCCAGAUUGGGGUUUAUCUUGAUCUUCAUUUUAUAAACAAACCCGAGUUUUUCUUGAAUGCAUAUGAGUCUCCAGCGAAGUUUGAUAGUGAUGGCAACCUUAUUGAUCCAGCAUCCAAGAAGAGAAUGAAAAAAGUUCUUCUUGCAUUGCAAGCCUUUACUCUGCAACUCCAAGGCUGCAAUUUCAAUCUCUCAACAACAUCCGAGUUCCCAAGGCGGAUUGGCAGAUUAUCCGAGGAAGGACAUGGCUUAACACCAUGCACCGAAGGAAGCCUUGCUCCACCAUUCCCUGCUAGCACAAGGUACAAGCUUGGAAGAACAUCUGAAACAUAUGAUUGGUAUGAUUUGGAGACCUGCAACAACGAAAGAAGUGUUCUUAGUCAGUUUCAAGACGAGCAUUUCAGGCUCAAGAAUAAAAGGUACACUCCUAAUGCAAGGGAAAGGAUGUAUAAAUUUGGAUUGGUUGCAUCUUGGGUGUUUUUCCUUAUCGUAAUCAUGCUCAAUUAUCGGGUUAAUAGCAUCGAAGAUGCUUGCUGCAAGAGGAACGUGUUUAGCAGGAGCCUUGAUCUCUGGGUGGCCUAUAGUUAAGAAUGUUACGGACAGUCACCAUUUUAGAUUCUCGGGUUCAUAUGCAGUCGAUUUCGAAAUAAAAGCAUGCAUGAAAGCAUUGCUAGAAUUAAGCCAAUCUAUGAAAAUACUUGGUUUAAGUUGAGAUGCCGUUUGUAAGUAGAAGCAUUGUUGCUGCUUUUGGCCUGUGCUUUAAUGGAAGUCAACUUUUAUAAUUCCAAAAGUGGUAACAUUUCAUGGUCAGCGCGAUAAAUACCUUCAUUUUCAUUUAA
Molecule: messenger RNA, 1745 nt
Organism: Gossypium raimondii (Peruvian cotton)
Lineage: Eukaryota; Viridiplantae; Streptophyta; Magnoliopsida; Malvales; Malvaceae
Product: NADPH:quinone oxidoreductase
Exons: 6
Coding region: 421-1494 (357 amino acids)
Cellular component (GO): cytosol
Molecular function (GO): oxidoreductase activity; FMN binding
Source: RefSeq, a predicted model, not a curated record